Molecule: messenger RNA, 6567 nt
Organism: Wyeomyia smithii (pitcher-plant mosquito)
Lineage: Eukaryota; Metazoa; Arthropoda; Insecta; Diptera; Culicidae
Exons: 7
Coding region: 1182-5633 (1483 amino acids)
Molecular function (GO): protein binding
Source: RefSeq, a predicted model, not a curated record
UUUUCAUUCUCGAAGGUUUUCCUCGCCGAGUAACAUCGACGUCGUCGUCGCGCUGUUGCGUAUCGCGUAGCUCCCCAAUCCUAUCAGCAGUCAGUGCUGCUAUAUAGAGGAAAGGGGCCCUUGUGCGCACUGAAGAAGCAAAAUCUUGCCAACUUUGCAAAUGGUAAUUUUUUUUCGUACACGGUUGUGCAAAUAGUUGCUCUAGUUGGUUUAUGGUGAAUUGUGAAGUGUUAUUUGACUCCACAGCACAGGUCUUCGAUUAGAUUUCUAUACUGUGCUGCUACUGCUGCCCCUAAAGGUGGUGAUUUGUUUGCAAAAGUGUGAAAAAAAUUAGUUAAAAUAGGGUAAUUUCGACAGAAGAAAAAGUGAUGCAGUGAAUUCCGUGGGUGGAAGAAAAGUGCUGCGUAAAUAUUGUUACUCAAAAUACAGCUUGUGUGUUGAAGUUGAUUAGGCAUUUCCUUUAAGUGCGUUAUUUCAAAUAUGAGGAGCAAUUUUCAACCUUUAUCAAACCGAGAAGAGGUCAAUUCUGUGGACACCAUUAGCCAUUGUUGUUGUGAUUGUAUGCACUACUAGAUUAUUGAUGUGUCUGUCAGCUGCACUGCACAAGAAUGGUGAUAAACAAGUUGAGCUCUGGAUAAAAUUGUUAAUUUACGUGAAAGUAGUGUUUCUCAACAAAUGAAAAAAAAUAUAUUAAUAAGUGUAUUAGAAGUUGUUAUAUAAGCUGAAGUUAGUGCUAGAAAAGUGUGUAAUUGUGAUAAACAAUUGAAUAUUAUUGCAAGAAGUGAGAGUUUUACUAUAUAUUUGAAGCAAAUAAGUAAGGAACAUCAUAUAUACCCACAUCCACUGGAUGUGGCAUAGCGUGCAUCUUAUUCCCCCUGCAGUCGCGAGUUUGACGUGGAGGAAAGAAUCUGUCAUUCCACUUGCGAAAGCUGAAACAUCAAAGCAUGAAGCCAACGGAACCAGAAACAACCGGAAAAAUAAUACGGUUGUUACAUCAGUAGGGGUGCUCAUUUGAGAGUCGUCGGGUCGGAAAAGAUGCAGCACGUUUUCCCGUCGGACAAACCAUCUUCACGAAGCCAAUGGAUCAACUAUCCGAAGCAGACGAGUAAUCGCACCGCCGAAAGCUUUUCGCUAGCAUCGAGAACAAGCCGCGGCAAAGUAUUCCUCUUGCAGCUCCUAGAAUGGCCGGACGUCGGCAUGUCAUCUUGAUACUAACCCAGCUGUUGCUCAUUGUACGUGUAGCGGAUCAGACAAAAUGCACCCUGACGUCGACCUACAGCAGCAGCUUCGGCAGCGGCACCAGCAACUCUCCAAUCGACGGCCUGCUGGCGGUGGCGGAGAGAGCCGACCAAGCAGGCCCCCAGCAGCUGCCGUUAUCUGACUAUCCAACCUACAAUGAUGACAGCGAGGAUGUACAUAGUUUUCUGAAAGUGUUAAGCUGUUCCGAUACAAGCUUACGAACGAUUAACGACGAGUACUUGCGGCCGGCAAACUCCUACAAAGGAGUGCUAUUGGAUCGAGUAUUGGUCGAAAAUCCGGCUAGUGACUUUCUGUCGUUCAAGAAUGAAAACUACCUAGAAGCGAUUCGAUGGAGUGAUAGUAACGUUACGGAACAGCAACUGGAACUGACAUUCGGGAGACAAGACAAGAGAUAUACUAAUUUAAUCAUACUAGAUGUAAGCGGAAAUCAGCUUAAAAGUUUAAGACGAAACUAUUUUAGCAAACUAGAGAGAUUAAAACUGUUGAAACUAUCCGAGAAUCAAUUAUUCAAUCUUCCAAACGAUAUUUUCUACGACUUAAUACACUUAGAGGAGCUGCAGCUGCAGAACAACCAACUGAACGAAAUUGUUAUGGGUCUCCUGCGACCGCUUAAUCGGUUACGGCUUUUGAACCUAUCGAACAACACAAUACAUGAUCUUCCACGGAACAUCUUUAAUGGGUUGAACAAUCUAACAGAGCUGUACUUGUCCAGCAAUCGACUGUAUGUGGUGCCAUUUCAAAUCUUUAAAGAAUUGCGAGCGUUGGAAGUGCUGGAUGUGUCCAACAAUAUGCUCGUUUCGUUUCUGGACAACUUCUUUCUCACCAACAAGCAGCUGCGCGUAUUAAGACUGAAAAACAAUAUUAUCGAGAAGAUCUCGAAGAAUGCCCUGUACGGCUUGAAAAAACUCCAGGUAUUGGAUCUCUCCUCGAACAAGCUGGUAUUCAUCGAUCGGAAUGCCUUCGACACCCUAGAAGACCUUAGACACCUAUACGUCAAUCAGAACCAGAUCUACAUACUCCCUUCGACAGUAUUUUCGGCGCUGAAAAAUGUGCAGUCGAUCAACCUGAGCAACAAUGUGAUGCGUACACUUCCGAAUUCCAUCUUCUCCAGCCAGUACAAGCUGGAAAGACUUUACCUAGAUGCCACCAACCUAGAAACGUUAAGCAACUGGAUUUCCCGCCACAAUAAAACCAUCAACAAGGACAUUCUACGCAAUUUGCGGCACCUCUCGAUCCGCAACAACACUCGCCUAAAAGAGAUCGAACCAUGUGUUUUCCGCAACGUUCCGAACCUGGAAACUCUUCUACUAUCGAACAAUAGACUGACCAGCCUGCCGAAAGAGAUCGGUGAGCUAACCAAGUUGCGCUACCUGGAUGUCGCCAACAACGACAUCAUGUACAUUCCGGAACAGAUCCGGAACCUGCACAUGUUACAGGAGGCCAACUUUCUCAACAAUGACUACGGUUGUGACUGCCACAUGUACUGGAUUUUGGGGUGGAUCGAUGAUUUACAGGAGGAAAAUAACACGCAGAAAAUCUACGAUUUACUGCGCCUAUCCGAGCUCAAGUGUCGCAACGGAUACCCGGGAGACAUCGUUCGGGUGUUGCAGCACAUCAACUGCUUCAAACCGGAACUACUGCAAUCGUCGGACAGCAAGAUGCAUCUGCUGAAAUCGGACGCCGUACUUGAGUGUGUCUUCACUGGCAAUCCACCGCCCGACAUAAUCUGGAUAACACCGAAAAAUGAAAUCCUACGGCACAGCCAGGAGCAGGAGCAGAAAUCGCUACUGUACGAAUCGUCCGGCUACACAGGGUCGAACAAGUACCAGCAGUCGGUUGAGUUUCAGAUGCUGACAACCGAUAACGUGACUGGCGUAGGGCCACUGCCGUAUAAUUCGGGCAUGGGUAUUACGCUGCUGGAGAAUGGCUUCCUGCGGAUUCAUAAUAUUUCCAGAAGGGACAGCGGCCUGUACACGUGCUAUGCUAUCAAUAUUAUGGGGAAUGCCACCGCAGGAAUAAGAUUGUACAUCGAUCCCAUCGUGUUCUAUCGGGUGAAAAUUGGCAGUAUCAUUACCGGUGCCAUUUCGGCGGCAACCUUUCUGGCGUUGACGCUGAUUUUCCAGGGAAUCCGGCGGGUGUUCAUCCGCUUCCACAUUAUCGAUUUGAUCUGCCAGAACUGCUGCAGCUACUGCUACCGGAGCGACAAAUCGUCGUCGAAGGCGCGCCAGAUCUAUGCCAUGCUGGAUAACAUCGAGCACUACAAGAGCCAGCAGCUGGAACGGCUGCGGGAGAAUUACACUCAACAGGUCCAUCGCAUCAAGGAUAAUUGCGCCCAACAGGUGGAUUGGAUCCAGGGCAGCUACUCGACCCAGGCGAAACACUUGCGGGAGAUACGUGAUAUCGGUACACAUCAUUUGACUACCCUGCGGGAUCAGUAUUACGAUCAGAUACAGUACCAGCGCAAAUGUGCCGACCCAAGCGGUCAGCUUUUAUCGUUACAGGAGGGUGUGAUUGAUGCUUCGCUGGAAGCGGUACGCCGUGUCCGGGACUACUCGACCGGUCAGCUAAACUGGGUCCGGGAGAAUUACGUUUUCCAGCGUAAUAAGAUUCGCAAGUUCAGCGCCCACCAGGCGCUGCGGCUCCGCGAAGGCUACAAGUAUCAGCAGCAGACGUUGAACAAGGUGUUGGAAAAUUUGCCCAGUUUCUACUUCGAAAAUUGCCGGGGUCGAAACGAGGACGACGAGGAGUUUGACGGUUUCGAAGUCUACCUGAAGGCGAAAAUCGAAAAGCUCUCGCAACUGGACCCAGCAACAGCGGCAGCCGCCGCGGCUGCUAUCGCCAAUGCGGCUGCGGCCUCGAAGAACGGUGGCCACCAUCUGAAGUAUCUGGAGAACUAUUCCACCAAGAGUGUGGACGAAAGCAAGGCGUCGGUGUAUUUCACCCCGAACGAGGGCCACCUGAGUCCGGAACCGUCACUGCAGCUGCAGUUGUCACCGAUCCACAUAAACUAUAUUAACGAUGGUACGAUGAUUCCCGUGGAUCGCACCGCAAGCGGUGAAAUUGGCUUGGAGGAUACACCGCGUUCGUUCAAAUCCGUUGUAGCAGGAUCCACAGUGGCCGAAACAAGCGCAGCGCAGGCGGUGCGAUCGAUUCUGAAGCCAUCGGGCAAAUUCGCGUACGAUAAAAAUAUGUACAAGUACCGGAUGGGUUAUCAGCCCAAUCGGCUAAGUGGCGGCUAUGCUUGUGACGAGUUAUUACCAAGUGUGCAGUAUAACUGUUAUAACGACGUGAUGCAUGGCGCGGAUUCGUGUGAGGAUGAGACAACUUUCAGUCUCAAACGUAAGAGAAACCAUAAGCGCCGAAGAAAAGCGGGAGGUAUUCCGGCAGGAGGCAAGCAAUUGUGUGAAUAUGAGACGCUGUUGAUGAAAAACAUCUCCAGCGAUCCCAAAGACUCGCACUAUAAUAUAAUACACGUAAAUAAACUUGGCGGUGGGCCUGCACUGAGUGGCUGGGAAAGUGGCUGGACAGCUGGAAGGGCCGCUAACAGAAGAAAACCACCAAUGACAAACGACUAUUGCUAUUCUCUGGAGCAUAUGAUUCAAGACAGCAACGAGAAGAUUCGCAAGCUAAUAUACGAUUCUAAAAUGGACAUUAUGAACGAGAUGAUAACAGGGAAUAGUUCUAGGGAUAAGGUUAGUAGUAAUAGCACGAGUUACAAGAGUAAUUUAAACAUAGACAACAGCGAGCCCGAGCGAAGUGCGCCGUCAGCAAGCAAGCAGAUAUCUCUGAACGUGCCUACGACCGCUGCAGCAGGGUCGGUAAUGGCAGCCAGCAGUAGUAGCAAUAGUAGUAACAACUGUAGUAACAACUGUAGUAACAACAAUGGCCAGGGUAAUGGCAAUCACGGUAGUCGAGAGUCCACUUCAACAGCGCAAAACCUCAAUUACCAGCAGCCUUUGAAGAAAAUCCACAAACUUCAUUUCGAUUCCAGUACAAAUCGUAUUCAGCAGAGCACCAGCCUUCCAGAGAUCUUCUGUGGUUGCUCUAAUUCGAGCUCUAGCUCGAUGUUGAUGCACUGUUCGGUAGGCAACCAUCAGCACGCCACGGGUUCUAACAAAUCCUCCAACCAGUCGAUCCUUCAACAGCAAACACUUUCUUCUGCAUCAUCGUCCGGCUCGAACACGAUGACAACACCCCCGUAUUCCUCUUCCAUUCCAUAUCAUCAGCCCAAGGUGCACGGUAAGCACGUGAUCCUGGCCGUGGAAAACGAGGCGGAAGGAGAUACGGAAGAUUCCGUACCGUCAUCACCAAAGCCAGAAUGUAGCGGUAGUGGUAGCAAAGCUAAUAGCAAUGCACUCAAUGUAUUUAUUUAAGCGGUGAAUUUGUUUUAGUUACUGUAGUAGGGAGUUUGCGUUUCGGUCAAUAGUCGAGAGGUCCGAUUCUUCGAACCGGUAGUGGGUCGCUCAAGCAUAUUCAUCAGUAGAGUCAAGGUUUUAUGUCAAGAGAAAGAAAAACCAUGUUCAACUUUUCCUUGGAGACGAAACAGUUUCCAACACUAAGCUCAUAAUUGUUCUCAUAUAAACAACUGCUACUGUAGCGGUUUUGAUUUCAAAACUUUUGAGAUUUUUUUUCUUUACAUACUACAUAUUUUGCUUAGAAAUGUUAUGUUUUCUACCUACUUUGGUUUUUAGAAACAAAGAUUGGUUUUUUAGUGAGUACAGUCACGUGUUAAAAUUGUCGUUGGUGUGUUGUGUCCCAAAAUGGGAACCUUUUCGGUUCAAAAACGUUCCUUUUGCUUAGAAAAUUCAUCAUGUGGGAGAACAGGAAGAUAGGGUUGACAGAUGAACUUUUAAUAUAUAAUCACUACACGAAGUAUUUGGAGUUCUUAACUAGACACUAGAUUUAUGUAUUAAAACUAUCCACACAAGAAAGGGCGUGGUUAUUAUGCCAUGACAAAGUAGCAUGAGAGAAGCAGCAAAGUGUUAUGCAUGAAACCAGCCAACAAAAAAAAAUAAAUCUAGCUGCAAACAAAGCAGUGAAUAUUAUGAGCAAGCAGCUGAGUAGCAGUUUCAAUUUCAGAAUCUUUUAAAGAAAAAAAAGUUAUGAUACGAAAACACUCACACGUGCGGAGCAGUAAACUAAUGAUAACAAAAAAAGUGAAUAUUAUUAUACAACUAAUAUGCAAACCCAAGAGCGAAAAGAAGCAAAAAAUACAAUAAAUUACACACAGAAACAUUAACUUCAUUGGACAUGAGAGUAGAAGACAGAGGAAAUAUAUCAAAUUUAACUAUCUUAAUAACAAAUGCA